AUGCGCGAAAUGAAACCUCUUAUUCUGCCCAAGCUCGUCGCAGCGCGCAAGUCGUCCAAGUCCUCUCUCGACAUGACCUCUGACCCAGCUUCGUCCAUCUAUUCUUGCGCUGAUUCCGGCUUCUACUCGGUAUCAGAAUGCUCAACACCGCCGACGCCAAGUUUUUCCUCCCGAGGCCACCUCAGAUACCCCAGUUCGACCUCGUCACUAUCGUCAAGUCCACCCAACCACGACCCCAUCGAGGUUCCCAAUGGCUCUGGCAAGCUGCCAAAGCUGACUGAGGAGCCGAUUGAGCGUGAGGAUGACUAUGUCACGACGGUUUCCUACCGCUGCUCCUGCGAUGUCGAAGUCUGUGUGCACUCUCGACCACCAACUCGACGCUCUGUAUUCGGGCAAGCGUACAACUUCGCAGAAGACUACUUUGGCAAUGAUUCAGGGCCACAUAUGUCUAAGAGGCGGCGAUCUGCAGAAUCAACGGCCAACAGCAUUACCAGCAAGCUUGGGAGCAGGUUCCCUUCUUUCCGACGAAAUUUGCGAGAUCGCAAGACGACCUCAACCUUCGGCAGGACCUCCCGAAGUGCCACCCCAUCACGAGUAUCGUCGACCCGGUCGUCGUCGAUCACUAGCUCUAUUCAUCAAGGGUACGAUCUCUGCGAGAAACUUCCUCCCACCCCAGCCCGGAGUAGCAAGGAACGUCUGGAUGAAUCUUUCGUUUCAUCGCCAAUUGACAUCGCCAAGGCGAAAUCGCUCGAUGUGGACGCUGAGCAAGCAGAGUCUGAGCGAUUUGUCACCACUCCUCUACUUCCACCUUUGCUCGUCAAGUCACGACUAAGUGACCACCCAACCCAAUCCCCUCUUCAAUCUCCCAAAGUGGCCGAUGCCACUCAUUCUAUGGUCGCUACACCCAUUGGUACUCCUCCAGUCCUUGGUUAUCCCACUCCGCCUCUUUCUUCCAAACCGUCCAUCUCAUCCUUCAAGACAUCACGGCCUGGGCACCUAGUGCCUUCAUCAGACAUUCCGCCAAUCAUGCUUACCGAUCCGAAUGACAAGUGGGCCAUUAAGCUAGGCCACGCAAACUUUACCAUUCAGCCGGAGCCCUAUGUCCCCGACGUUUGUGACAUUGCUUCUUUACGACAACUGUUUGCCGAUUGGGAGCAAGCGCGCUGCAACUUUACCAAACACCAAGUACGAACGGGAGAGCACUUUGGUGUCACUUCCAAAACCUACCUGCUCACUGAGAAGAAGUGGGACGAGGUCGAUGCGUUGUGGAAGAGGAACAAUGAUCUCGCUCUCUCACGCGCCGUAGCGAUGGGUGAAGAACCGGAACCAUCGUCGCCUUUGGAACCCGCUCCACUCAGUAAGAUGCCGACUCUCAACGACCCAAGAAGCGAGGGAAAGUUCCCAAAGCUAGGAGAUGAGGACAUUGUCGGACCGAUGGUUCAGAUCGCAUCACAAGUCCAGAAGCAACCUCCUCGAAAACGCGCCUUUUUCAAAUUUUUCAGCGACAUGAGGUUACCGGGUUCAUUCUUUGGACGAUCGUCGGCUGGGCUUCGGUUCACUCGAUGA
Molecule: messenger RNA, 1566 nt
Organism: Lindgomyces ingoldianus
Lineage: Eukaryota; Fungi; Ascomycota; Dothideomycetes; Pleosporales; Lindgomycetaceae
Exons: 2
Coding region: 1-1566 (521 amino acids)
Source: RefSeq, a predicted model, not a curated record